This is a messenger RNA of Penicillium roqueforti, 594 nucleotides long. RefSeq lists its product as uncharacterized. NCBI's taxonomy places the organism in Eukaryota, Fungi, Ascomycota, Eurotiomycetes, Eurotiales, Aspergillaceae. The record is from RefSeq and is a predicted model, not a curated record. The coding region runs from base 1 to 594 and encodes 197 amino acids. The transcript has a single exon.
AUGUCGCAAUCGCAAUUCAAAUUCGCCAAUUCUGAUGCCGAAGUGCCAGGCAAAGGUGUCCUUCCCGCGGAGUUUACCAUCAAAACACCAGCUUCCACAGAUAUUUGGGCCAAGCCACCUUCCACGAUCUCCUUCUCGGCCCCGAUUCUGUAUAAGUCCGUGCCGCUGAAGUCAUUCAAGCGGAUCCGCGUCGCCGUCACUGGCCUUUGGGAGAAGAAAUAUGACCAGGGUGGUGUAGUGCUCGUCCUCAAUACUGCUGGUGGUGGCCAGAAGUGGGUGAAGUGCGGCAUUGAACUCACCCACGGCAAACCCCACCUCAGCGUCGUCGCCAAAGAUAACUGGGCGGACUGGAGUUUGCUUCCAGUGCCUUCAGGUAGUGGUUCGGCAACCCUUGAACUGGUCAGGGAAGAGGACAACAGUCUGUGGAUCUAUCUUGUUGAGGGCUUGCAGAAGUCUCCUAUCCGGGAGGUCACUUGGAUCUUUGAACAGGAGAAUGUGGAGGACUUCUGGGUUGGUAUCUAUGCUGCCCGGCCAUCAACCGAGGGCGGGGAGCUUUCUGUCAAGUUCAGUCAUUUGAUCAUAGACCAGGAAUAG